AUGCACAAUUCGGCAUUAAGGGGCAUAGACAAGGUAAAUGAGCUGUUAGCAAACAGCAAUGAGAAUGCAAUGUUCAACAAAGUGCGUAUGGGACCACGUGAUUUUAUGAUACUAUGUGAAAUGCUAACUGAUAAAGGGUUGCUACGACCCUCAUAUAACAUGAGCGUACCUGAACAAUUAUUUGUGUUCUUAACAAUCAUUUCACAAAGCCAAAGUAAUCGUGAAGCACAAGACGCAUGGCAACAUUCAGGGGAGACAAUAUCACGUAGGUUUACAGAAGUUUUAGAUGCUAUUUGUGAAUUAGAAGAAGAAUUCAUUAAGCCCCCAAAUUAUGACAAAGUGCCUAAAUUUCUACGUGCCAACCGUCAUAGAUAUGGUACAUGGACUAUGUACGCGCACUUGACGGUACUCAUGUACCUUGCACACCAAUUGGUGUUCCUAACCCAGCGGCUUAUCGAAAUAAAAGGCCUAAUUUGGAUAUGCUACACAGGAAAAUACUAUCUUGUUGAUGCAGCAUAUGCGAACAACGAUCGAUUUCUCGCUCCGUACAGAGGGCGGACUUACCAUUUGCCAGAUUACAGAAUGAGAAGUGGUGAAUUUCGGGGACCUAGGGAUAUUUUUAACUACAAACACUCAUCAUUGAGAAAUUGUAUAGAGCGAACAUUUGGAGUUUGGAAGGCUAGAUUCCCUAUCCUAAGGCAGCCUAAUAAUACAUAUCCAAUGGAUAAACAAGUGAAAAUUCCAGUUGCCUGUGCAAUACUAUAUAAUUUCAUCCACAUGGUUAAUGAGGGGGAUCCACUUCUAAGUCAAUACGACCGGGAUGGUGUACCUGUAAGUGAAAUAGAUCCAAACAAUGAAGAUGAAUUUGAUGACGAUGACGAUGAUGACAAUGUCCCUGAAGGCCCAGUUGUAACAGCAGGUACUGUUAGUCGUACAGAGAUGGGUCGUUUUAGGGAUCGCCUUGCAAAUGAAAUGUGGGUAGAAUACAAGGGUAGCCGUGGAAGACAAGUGUGA
Morus notabilis is the source of this 1014-nucleotide messenger RNA. RefSeq lists its product as uncharacterized. Lineage: Eukaryota; Viridiplantae; Streptophyta; Magnoliopsida; Rosales; Moraceae. The record is from RefSeq and is a predicted model, not a curated record. The transcript has 3 exons. Bases 1 to 1014 code for a protein of 337 amino acids.